AUGUUGGACAUCAAGUCACUCAUCGUCGCACUUGCGAUUCCCGCUCUUUGCACCGCUGCAGCCCUGCCCCAGGAAUUCCCUGUGGACGAUGGUGACUCCAUCGUUGGCGGAACAGCCGCUGCUGCGGGCGAGUUCCCAUUCAUUGUCAGCCUCGCCAGGAGCGGCUCUCACUUCUGCGGAGGCACUCUGAUCAACGCCAACACUGUCCUCACCGCUGGUCACUGCGCUGUUGGCCAAACCGCCUCAUCUCUCACUGUCCGCGCCGGAAGCUUGAGCAGGACCUCCGGAGGAACCGUCGUCAGGGUUUCAUCCAUCGUUGUCAACCCCAGCUUCUCGAGCUCCACCUUGGACAGCGACGUUGCUCUCUACCGUCUUGCGACUCCCAUUGCGGCCAGCUCGACCAUUGCAUACGCAACCCUGGCAGCAGCAGGCUCAGACCCCGCAUCUGGCUCUUCCGCUACGGUAGCAGGCUGGGGAACUUUGAGCUCCGGUGGAUCAACCCUCCCAGCCAACCUUCAGAAGGUUACUGUCCCAAUCGUCUCGCGCACAACAUGCCGCAACAACUACAGCGUGUCUGAGAUCACCACCAACAUGAUCUGUGCCGGUGUCGCUACAGGUGGCAAGGACUCCUGCCAGGGAGAUAGCGGAGGUCCUCUCGUCGACGCUUCCAAGACCCUGAUCGGUGUUGUUUCAUGGGGUGAGGGUUGCGCUGCCGCUGGAAAGCCCGGUGUGUACUCCAGGGUCGGUUCCCUCCGCUCUUGGAUCGUGGCCAACGCUUAGAGAAACCUUUCAUGUUUCUUAUAUAGCUUGCAUGAGAGAGAGGUGCCCACUAAAUCUUUGGUAUUCACUAGGAUCUAGUGUGGGGGGAGAGCUGCAAGUAUCGUGU
Dothidotthia symphoricarpi CBS 119687 is the source of this 886-nucleotide messenger RNA. RefSeq names its product trypsin-like protease-like protein 1. The record is from RefSeq and is a predicted model, not a curated record. Gene Ontology annotation, molecular function: serine-type endopeptidase activity. The transcript has 3 exons. Gene Ontology annotation, biological process: proteolysis. NCBI's taxonomy places the organism in Eukaryota, Fungi, Ascomycota, Dothideomycetes, Pleosporales, Dothidotthiaceae. The coding region runs from base 1 to 780 and encodes 259 amino acids.